Anthostomella pinea is the source of this 216-nucleotide messenger RNA. NCBI's taxonomy places the organism in Eukaryota, Fungi, Ascomycota, Sordariomycetes, Xylariales, Xylariaceae. The record is from the annotation of a GenBank genome assembly.
AUGGACGCCCGCGCCCCGAUCUCCUCGCCCACGGCAGCCUCGUCCUCCUCGACGCGCGCCUCGCCCUCAAACAGCUUCGCGCCGCCGCAGGCGCCGCAGCAGAAGAGCGCCGGCACCGACGCCUUCAUCCGCGACCUGAACCUCGUCGCCGAGGCGGCGAAGCGCGCGCAGAUGGCCGUGCUGAUGCGCGAUAUGGAGGGCUUCGCGAUAUCAUAG